Messenger RNA from Colletotrichum truncatum, 588 nucleotides. RefSeq lists its product as uncharacterized. Gene Ontology annotation, biological process: sphingoid catabolic process. The record is from RefSeq and is a predicted model, not a curated record. Lineage: Eukaryota; Fungi; Ascomycota; Sordariomycetes; Glomerellales; Glomerellaceae. Gene Ontology annotation, cellular component: endoplasmic reticulum.
AUGUCUCUUGACCUGGAAAAGCAUCUAACUUUCUAUGGGGCGUACCAUCACAACACUGUCAAUAUCGGAAUUCACAUGGCAUGUGUUCCCAUCAUCCUCUUCUCUGGAUUUUGUCUCGCCACCAACACAGGAACUCUCAUUCCUCUCCCUAGCUGGCUCACUGUUCCUAACCUAGAUCUCAACCUGGGAACCUUGGCGGCACUGACCUGGGGUGGCUUGUAUGUGCUUCUUGAGCCCGUAGCUGGCACAAUUCUAGCUGUUCUCUGCUUGGCCGCCACCGCAGCUGGCAACUCUUUCAGAGUUGAGAACCCAGACUUGACGAACAAGGUCGCCAUUGGUGUUCACGUCGUCUGUUGGAUCUUCCAGUUCAUCGGACAUGGCGCGUUCGAGGGACGCGCGCCUGCCCUGCUGGACAAUCUGAUUCAGGCUGUCUUCCUUGCGCCUCUCUUCGUCUGGCUUGAAUUUCUCUUCAAGCUGGGUUACCGCCAAGAGCUCAAGGGUCGUGUCGACAAGGCCGUUGAGAAAGAGAUUGCCAAGUUCAAGGCAUCCAAGGCCAACGGAGACGCCAAGAAUGGCAAGGCCCAAUAG